AUGACCAUGCUGCUUCUUAUGGCAGAAGAAGUUCGAUGGAAAAGAGAAUAUCCAACACGUUGCUGGAUCAGGAAGAUGAAAAGUCUUCAGAACUACUCUAGAGGAAGCAGAAAGCAAAGGAGGCUUUGUCAAGGACACGGAGAAGAUAAGGCCAGAACAAGAGCGGCACGGAAGAGUCGCGUCAACGACUACAUGGGAACGUUCAUCUGCGAACCGUUCAAAGACCAGGCGCCGCAACAUCCAACUGUGGGAGCUCGAGAUCAGACGGAGAGCACGACUACAGCUCUGGACGGCGUAACUGCACGCCCUAAUAAGGCAAAGGGCGUUAAUAAGCGCCCCAGGGAAGGUGCAAGCCCAGAUGCGAGUCCGCAACGGGCGACUCAAAGCGGGAAAAGAAUUAAGCGAAAGGAUGCUCCACAGCUUGGUUCUGAGUCGCUAGAUGGAACGAAAGAGGCGCCCUUAAAUAGUCCUGGCAGUUCGUAUGCUGAGACCGUUUUAAAGGACGGAGCGGACAAUGGGGACGGCUUCAAAGUUGUUAAAAGCAAAAAGAAACGGACUCCAAAAGAGAAACCCUCAGGUGAGAAAAAAGAGCUUCCGAAGCCCCCUUUGAAGCUGAGGAGCACGGAAGCUGUUAAAAUUACGGCAAGCGACCCAAAGCUUUAUGAGGAUGCACUGUCUUCGGCCCUGCAUAGUAAAGCUGAGGUCACACCUCUAGUGAAUAAAAGGUCUCUAGAGAUUAAGGAUUUGGACGAAGCCACCUCAGAGGUUGAGGUAACUGCAGCACUAAGAGAAAAGCUGGGUAAACCCGACCUGAAGAUGGAGUGUCGACUUUUGCCGCGAUACAGAGGAACUAAGGUUGCUCUGGAAAACCGCAGUGAGAAGAAGAAUGUCGCAUUAGCGACAGACUGCAAUGAACAUCGAGAUGAAUGCGUGAAGCUGCGGGCGGAAGAGGCAGCAAGCAUUCUAGAAAUGGAAGAAGAGGUCAGCAAGAUGCUGAAGUCCUGCGAAGUCCAGAAGAAUGUCAAUAGGACAAUUAAGGAUGGACUUAGAAGCAUAACAUCGCUCAUACGGGAUGUGAAGGAGAAGCACGCAGCAGCGUCCAGAAAAGAUGAGAAGUUCUACCAGGGGUUAGCCUGGUCAGAGGAUGCACGAAAGGACCGAAGAAUGAGACGUGACCGUUUUAAUGCAGUAAUGCUUAAAAACGUUGUCCUGGAGUCUCAGAAGCGGAAGAGAAGUGAUCCUGAGAGUACGAAGGACCCAAAAAAGAAGAGGGAGGAGGGACCUUCUAGAAGGUCCAAAGGUAACAAGACCAAACCGGCACCAAAGCCAAAUCCAGUUAAGAAGGGAAGAGCCACAGUGGUCGUCAAAGUGGCUGAAGGAGCUACCUUCGCCGAAGUGCUGGCGAAAGUUCGAAAAGAGGCUGACCUGGAGGCCAGUCAGACAAGGGUUGUGGGAGCUUUACCCACUAAAAAGGGAGACCUGCUCAUUAAAAUUGGGGGGUCUUCAAACAAGAAGUUGUUCACCAAAGAGGUGACAAAGGUGAUCGGCGAUCUGGGUAAGGAGCAGAUGGCGGACCGGCGAACUACGUUGGAAAUCCGCGAUAUGGAUGCCCUUACAGAAAAAGAAGACGUACUGGGUGCCCUGGAGAAAAUUUUUACGGUACCAACAGGAAGUAGGAAGGUGACGGUUCUCGGACCGAACAAGCGAGGAGCAAAGCUCGCUGUCGUGGUCACCAGUCAGGAAGACGCUGAUAAGCUGGAGGAAAUCGGGCACAUAAAGAUUGGGUUCGUCUCCUGCAAGAUAAGAAGAAGAACUAUGGUCACAUGGUGUCAUAAGUGCCUUGACUACGGCCAUAUAGGUAGAGAUUGCCAAGGUGUAGAUAGGUCAGCUGCGUGCUUCAAGUGCGGAGAAGCUGGCCAUAAGGCAGCAGGUUGUAAGAAGAGCCCAUGCUGCUUCUUAUGCCAGCCAAAGUUCGGCGAGAAGGAGAAUAUCCAGCAUGUCGCCGGAUCAAGAGGUUGCAAGGUUUUCAGAACUGCCCUCGAGGAAGCAAAGAAGACUUUGUCAAGGACAAGGAGGAAAUAA
Leptopilina heterotoma is the source of this 2082-nucleotide messenger RNA. RefSeq lists its product as uncharacterized. Bases 1 to 2082 code for a protein of 693 amino acids. Gene Ontology annotation, molecular function: zinc ion binding; nucleic acid binding. NCBI's taxonomy places the organism in Eukaryota, Metazoa, Arthropoda, Insecta, Hymenoptera, Figitidae. The record is from RefSeq and is a predicted model, not a curated record. The transcript has 5 exons.